CUUGGCUGACCGUCGAUUGAAGUCCGUGAACCGCAGCAAACGUGACGAAAAUGGAACCAAAGGUAUCGAUUGCGUCACUUUUACUACUGCUAUCUGCAAUUAAGGCGGUGGAGAAUCAACCAAACACCCAUAACUACGAAAGUCUUUCCACUCAAAAAAGAACACCUUCGAGUAAUGAGCAGUGCGAAGACUACAACGAUAUUUCCAGUUGGAUGAAAGAGCAGUUGAAUCUUAAUUCCCGAUUGAGACACUUUCAGAGAGAUCUGGAUUUCAUUCUUAGUUCCCUUAAUAAAACGACUUCUCCAAAGAUGUGCUACUUCUAUGAGGAAAACACCCUAAAAUUAGUCAUUAAUCAACUUAAUGCAAUCCAAGGAGGCAGUGGAACGCAAAUAGGCCAGCUUGAAUCCAACGGAGAUCUGGAAAGUAGCCUAGAAAUUAUUUUACCACAGAUAAGAAAUUUAGUACCGAAGGGCAUUCAAAGCUGCUGUGAAAACUUCGGAAAAUUUAUUAAAAAAAUAAAAGAUGAUCUCGGAAAAAGAGUGAAGGCUCUGAAAAGAAAACUAAAAGAAGUUCACUCAGGAAACUCCAAGGAGAACGACGCGCUUCAGAAGAAACUAAAAGACCUGGAGAAUCAAAUAGAAGAAACAAAACGAAGCCUAGAAAUGUUGCAAAAACAAAUGGGUGACAAUGAUGAAAAUACUAAAUGCUGUUCUAAACUGGGUGAAGAAAUUCAAGAUUUGGACAAUAAGCUAAGGACGAUGAAAAGUGAAGCAGUUGAAAAAACUCAUAAGCUGGACAAUCAGCUAAAAAAUCUGAAAGAUAAACAAGGGAACGGAGAUGAAAUUAUAACCAUUAUUAAGCAAAAUAUAGAAGAUGGUGCCGAAAAUAUCAAAAAUAUUCUUAGCCAAUGCGACAAAAAUUGUGUAAAUAAAAACAGUUCCGAAGACAAAAACUUGGGAAAUAAAUACCUUUUUGAUUUGGAAAAGAAAACCGAAAACUUACAGAUGCUUGUGGAAACCCUUUCCAAGAAGUUUGGCGAUUUGGACAUCCAAGGAUCAACCAACUUAAGUGUAACACUUAAUACAUGUCUGGAAAAUGGCGAAACGUUUUCCAAAAUCCAAUCUCAUCUUCAAUAUUUGGAAAAGCAAAGAAAUGAAAUUUGUUCAGAGGGAUCGCCAGGAGGUUCUGGAAGUGGGGUUUCAGUAGCUAAACCAAAUUGCUCUUCUAUUGAAAGGCUGAAAAAACAUUUUAAGGAGCUACAGAAAGAAGGUGAAACUUUACGUAGGGAUCUGAAAAAAUUCUCAAAGUGCUGUGAAAAAAUAGACGAUCUUAACCUGCAAGUUGCUAGAUUGGAAAGUUUGCUUAAGGAAAUGAACCAAACGUAUAAUGAUCACCUUAAAGAUAACUCAAAUCAAAUUGAUGCCAUAAGAAAAAGCAUGGAUGAUUCUUUGAAAAAGUUGGGCACCAAUAAUCAACAACAAAAUAGUGAAGAUCUUCAGGAGCAAAUGAGUGACCUCAAGAAAGUGCUAGACCAAGCUAGGAUCAAGUUUGAAAUUCUAAAGGAUCGACAAGAUAGGUUGUUAAUAAAAAAGGAACUCACGGAAAAUUCAACAUACUCUCCUGAUGAGUUCGCAGGUCUGAAAAAGGAUUUCGAAGAGUUUAAUAAAGAUGUUGACGGAAAGUUAAAGGACUUAGACCUUCUAAAGAAAAAAAAGAAGGACGCCAUGGCACCACUACAGAAAUUCAAAAAUGAAGUUAGUCAAGAUCUAGAUAAAAUAAAGAAGAGACUUUCAGGCUCCGACGACCUAGGUAAACAGGUGAAGGAUCAGAUAGAAGAUCAAAAAAAGCAAGCGAAUCUUAUGCUUGAUUGCAAGAAUAGGUGCAUGAAUAUAGACAAAAUGGAUGAUCUCAUAGAUCGAGUCGAGGACAUGGAAAAGCUUGUCAACAUGAAGAAAUCAAGAACGAGACGUUGGAAACGAAAAUAUGUUUGAUUUUUUCUUAAAAUAUGAUCUACUUUUAAAUUUACAUUUUUUGGAAC
Molecule: messenger RNA, 2038 nt
Organism: Drosophila subpulchrella
Lineage: Eukaryota; Metazoa; Arthropoda; Insecta; Diptera; Drosophilidae
Product: GRIP and coiled-coil domain-containing protein 2
Exons: 3
Coding region: 51-1991 (646 amino acids)
Source: RefSeq, a predicted model, not a curated record